Messenger RNA from Tupaia belangeri chinensis (Chinese tree shrew), 2120 nucleotides. It is a transcript of the gene POLR1E, whose product is annotated as RNA polymerase I subunit E. Gene Ontology annotation, biological process: DNA-templated transcription. The coding region runs from base 924 to 2120 and encodes 398 amino acids. The transcript has 12 exons. The record is from RefSeq and is a predicted model, not a curated record. Lineage: Eukaryota; Metazoa; Chordata; Mammalia; Scandentia; Tupaiidae. Gene Ontology annotation, molecular function: DNA binding.
GACUAUAGAAAAAGCUGUUGUGUCUCUGUUACAACCAAUCAAAAUCCGUGGUGGUUGAGGCAACGCGAGCUUUCCGCCUAAUUUCGCCAAUCACAAUCACUAUUGCCUGGGGUCUGGACGCGCCCUUGAGGCGGGCCCUUAGGCUAAUACGUCCUGCCAUUGGCUGGUCCUAGAUUUCCCCACCUUGCGGCGUUCGGCCUUUGAAUGACCCAAUGCUCCCUCCCUGAAGUUCCCUUAUUGGACCCUGCACUCGUGCCGGUCGAAUGUUGCGUUUCCAAUUCAUACGUUGGAAAAGGUAAAAUUUCAAGAAGCUGUUUUGGUUUAAUUACGCCAAACUCCGGCCAAAAGCGAUGAACAGAAAACUCCUGUUUCCGCUGGAACCUGCCCCAAAUCCAGCAGGCUAGCGGCGUCUGAAAACUCUGGCGUCUGAGGAGUCCGGCUGACUGAUCCCCCUCCCGAGUCUGGCGCUUGACUCCGCAUCUGGUGCUAUUGAUCAAAAUAAGUCUCCAGACCCAGGUUUAUCAUCGCCUACCGCCCCCCCUCAAAUAAAAAAAUUGGAAGUGCGAAGCUCUGUCAAGGAGGUCACCAACGUGGAAAGAUCGCAGACUUCGGUGGGACGCGGUCGAAAAGCAGCCAGCCCGAGGCGGCGCCAGGCCUCCCGGAGCACGCUCUGACGGAGAACCUGAGCCCCGAGAGGGGUCGGCCCUCGAGACUCGGAGGACGCCGGGCCUUGGAGCCAGGGAAGAUGCCUUCCUUCCUUCCUCUGGGAAAGACGGGAGGAACUUUCUUCUGCUGGAGCUCUUCGUGGCUCGGGAGACAAAGGCGAGCGUGACCGGGUUCUUUGGGGACGGGGAGAGGGGGAGAAGAUAGGGAAGAAGGGAAAAGACUCCUAGUUCUUCAGAACCUAACACCAAGUAUUACAGAUGAUUCCAUCCGUCCAGUUCUCCAAUGGAAAGCUACAGAAUCCAGGCAACAUGCGCUUUACCUUGUACAAGAGCAGCGACUCCACGAACCCCAGGAAGAGGAGUCAACGGAUCCUGGCAGCUGAAACAGACAGACUUUCCUAUGUGGGAAACAAUUUUGGGACAGGAGCUCUUAAAUGCAACACACUGUGCAGGCACUUUGUGGGAAUUUUGAACAAGACCUCUGGUCAAAUGGAAGUAUAUGAUGCUGAAUUGUUCAACAUGCAGCCACUGUUUUCAGAUGAAUCAGUUGAGCGUGACCUGACACUAGAAAGUCAGACCAAAACUUUCAGAGAAAAGAUGGAUGCUUGCAUUGAAGCCUUUGGUACCACCAAACAGAAGCGCGCUCUGAACUCCAGGAGAAUGAACAGAGUUGGUGAUGAAUCUUUGAAUCGUGCAGUGGCUAAAGCCGCAGAGAGUAUCAUUGAUACAAAGGGUGUGAAUGCUCUGCUCAGUGAUGCCGUGCAGGACGAGAUGCAGGAUGACUCCCUCUACCUUCCACCCUGCUAUGCGGAUGCAGCCAAGCCUGAAGAAGUGUAUAGGUUUGAAGAUCUUCUUUCCCCAGCGGAGUAUGAAGCUCUUCAGAGCCCAUCUGAGGCUUUUAGGAAUGUCACAUCAGAAGAAAUACUGAAGAUGAUGGAGGAGAACAGCCACUGCUCCUUUGUCAUAGAAGCAUUGAAGUCUUUGCCAUCAAAUGAGGAGAGCCGAGACCACCAGGCCCGAUGCAUAUGGUUUCUAGACACCCUCAUCAAAUUUCGAGCCCAGAAAGUGAUUAAGCGGAAGAGUGCCCUGGGACCUGGCAUUCCACACAUCAUCAAUACCAAACUGCUGAAGAACUUUACCUGUUUGACUUACAACAAUGGCAGUUUGCGGAACUUAAUUUCAGAUUCUAUGAAGGCAAAGAUCACUGCUUAUGUAAUCAUACUAGCCUUACACAUAAAUGACUUCCAGAUCGACCUGACAAUGUUACAAAGAGACUUGAAGCUCAGUGAAAAAAGGAUGAUUGAGAUAGCAAAAGCCAUGAGGCUGAAGAUCUCGAAAAGAAAGGUGUCUCUGGCAGCCGGCAGGGAAGAAGACCACAAGCUGGGCACCCUUUCCAUCCCGCUGCCUCCACCCCAGACUUCGGAUCGCCAGUCAAAGCGGAGGAAGAUUACCUAG